Messenger RNA from Saccharomyces eubayanus, 534 nucleotides. RefSeq lists its product as uncharacterized. The record is from RefSeq and is a predicted model, not a curated record. Lineage: Eukaryota; Fungi; Ascomycota; Saccharomycetes; Saccharomycetales; Saccharomycetaceae. The coding region runs from base 1 to 534 and encodes 177 amino acids. The transcript has a single exon.
AUGCAAGGUGAUAUCAGAAGAAAAAAAGAUCUCUUGCCUCGUUAUAAAACGGGGAGCAAAUACAAUUCCAGAAGAAAGGGCGGGUUUUUGACUACUCCAAUGAAAAAGAUCGUAUUGUAUAUGUUACUUUUGUGCGGUGUUUAUUAUGUUAUACAACUCGCCUAUUCUGACCUAAAUAAGGAAACUGAAAUCGUGUUGGAAGGUCACACUUCUGAUACUCCUACUACCGGUAAUGAACAUAAUAAUGGUGCUAUGGUGGGCGCAUCGGACCCAAAUAGCAAUAAGCAACAACAGCAGCAGCAGCAGCAGCAGCAGCAGCAGCAGGCCAAAGUACCCAAGGAGAAAUUCAAUAAUGAAGUUGCAAAGCAACAAGAAGUAAAAAACUUGGAAAACGAUCUUAAGCCUCAGGUCGACUCAGAAAAGCAGAAGCAAAUAAACAAGGACAAGAAAGAACAAAAGCAGCAGCUACAAAAGGAAAAACAAGAUAUCGCCAAAGAGAAGUUGGCUAAUAGUAACGAAAUACUUGAUAAUUAA